Messenger RNA from Lemur catta (Ring-tailed lemur), 1964 nucleotides. It is a transcript of the gene LRRC17, whose product is annotated as leucine rich repeat containing 17. The transcript has 4 exons. The record is from RefSeq and is a predicted model, not a curated record. NCBI's taxonomy places the organism in Eukaryota, Metazoa, Chordata, Mammalia, Primates, Lemuridae. Gene Ontology annotation, molecular function: protein binding. The coding region runs from base 302 to 1627 and encodes 441 amino acids.
UGCUGCGGUCCGUGCACAGCAUUAGUAUAACAUGGGGGCUGGAUGCAGCCCGUUCUCCGGAGGACUUCCUUGCCCGCUACAGGAAAGGGAAGACUGAGAGACAAACCUGGGUGCAGCCGGAGAGGUCCAGAUAGAUGAGCUUGUGGCAUCCAUUCCCCAAGUUCAGGGACUCCACGUACCCCAGCUGGGUUUCAUUGCUCCUGAACUGAAUUAGUUAAGAUUACCCAAACUUGGAUUUCAAAGGAAUACGUUCAUUGUUCCAUCUGUCACACCAAGUAACUGGGGCCAGCUGGAUGUCAGGAUGCGUGUGGUUACCAUUGUAAUCUUGCUCUGUUUUUGCAAAGCUGCUGAGCUGCGCAAAGCAAGCCCAGGCAGUACGAGAAGCCGGGUGAAUCAUGGCCGGGCGGGCGGGGGCCGGAGAGCCUCCAACCCAGUCAAACGCUACGCACCGGGCCUCCCCUGUGACGUGUACAUGUACCUCCAUGAGAAAUACUUAGAUUGUCAAGAAAGAAAAUUAGUUUAUGUCCUGCCUGACUGGCCUCAGGAUUUGCUGCACAUGCUAUUAGCAAGAAACAAGAUCCGCAUAUUGAAGAACAACAUGUUUUCCAAGUUUAAAAAGCUGAAAAGCCUGGAUCUGCAACAGAAUGAGAUCUCCAAAAUUGAGAGUGAGGCGUUUUUUGGUUUAAACAGACUUACCACCCUCUUACUGCAGCACAACCAGAUCAAAGUCUUGAUGGAGGAGGUGUUCAUUUAUACACCUCUCCUGAGCUACCUGCGUCUUUAUGACAACCCCUGGCACUGUACCUGCGAGAUAGAAACGCUUAUUUCAAUGUUGCAGAUUCCAAGAAACCGAAAUUUGGGAAACUACGCCAAGUGCGAAAGCCCACAAGAACUAAAAAAUAAAAAACUGCGGCAGAUAAAAUCUGAACAGUUAUGUAAUGAAGAAGAAAAAGAACAAUUGGACCCGAAACCCCAAGUGUCAGGGCGACCCCCAGUCAUCAAACCUGAAGUGGACUCCACACUUUGCCACAAUUAUGUGUUUCCUAUACAAACACUGGACUGCAAAAGGAAAGAGUUGAAAAAAGUUCCAAACAACAUCCCUCCAGAUAUUGUUAAACUUGAUUUGUCAUACAAUAAAAUCAACCAACUUCGACCCAAGGAAUUUGAAGAUGUUCAUGAGCUAAAGAAAUUAAACCUCAGCAGCAAUGGCAUUGAAUUCAUAGAUCCUGCUGCUUUUUCAGGGCUCACACAUUUAGAAGAGUUAGAUCUAUCAAACAACAGUUUGCAAAACUUUGACUACGGAGUAUUAGAAGACUUGUAUUUUUUGAAACUCUUGUGGCUCAGAGAUAAUCCUUGGAGAUGUGACUACAACAUCCACUACCUCUACUACUGGUUAAAGCAUCACUACAACGUCCAUUAUAAUGGCCUAGAAUGCAAAAUGCCUGAAGAAUACAAAGGGUGGUUUGUGGGAAAGUAUGUUCGAAGUUACUAUGAAGAAUGCCCCAAAGACAAGUUACCAGCAUACCCUGAGACAUUUGACCAGGAUACAGAAGAUGAUGAAUGGGAAAAAAUACAUAAGGAUCAUACGACAAAGAAGCAAAGUGUAAGAAUUACUAUAGUGGGAUAACAUAGAUAUUGUCCUGGUUGUAACUAGUUUGUAUUUGCUAUACUGGCAUCAGAAAACCAUGUGUUUACAUUUUGAUUAACUGUGUUGCUUAUUUAUGCAGGGUUAUCCAGCUAAGGAAGCUUUCUUUAAUUAUUAGUGUAAUUAUUAUUGUGACAAUUAUAUAAUCAAGGUAAUAACUUUCAUCCUGCUUUUAUGGAGCAGUCUCUACUAAUACACAAUUCCACACUGGUAACCUGCAGGAGUUGGGUCCUAAUGAUGGCAUUAAAAUUUCAUGAUGUCCUGUAUAAAUGUUUUUUACUGCUUUUUGGCAAUAAAAAAAAAACUUGAUUCAUUUUUA